AUUCUGUUCGAUGAUGCCCUACUAGUCGGCGUGCUCAAUGAUUUUCAUCGUCCGUGGAGUUUGUCAAAUCAUCGACUGACGUUCUCGUCACAACAUGCCAACGUUCGCUUUCCCAAUGAUUUGUUCUGUAUCAUUCCUUACGGAGUUAAUCAUUUGGAUACUCAUGCUUUCUUGCAUCGAUUGAUUCAAGAAUUGUUGAAACGCAACUUGGGGGUCCAUGCACUGCAAUUGGCUUUCGCCUAUGAAAGUUUGCCCCACUUUCAUCGCGUUCUCGAGUGGCUCCUGCACGAAGUUUUGGAAUCCGAGGCCACCUCGAAAUCACCCAUUCCCGAUCCCCUAUUACCUCAGGUGGUCGCAUUCAUUCAGGAAUUCCCCCACUUUCUUGAAACCGUGGCUCAGUGUGCCCGAAAAACCGAAGUGGCCCGAUGGCCUCAUCUGUUCACCGCGGUCGGACGUCGACCGAAAGACUUGUUCGAAUUGUGUGUGGAUUGUGGAAAUCUACCGGCCGCCGCCGCUUAUCUCAUCAUUUUACAGUCCUGUGAACCAAUUGGUGUUAGUCAGAAGUGUACAUUGCAUUUGCUUCAAGCUGCUUUGCAAGCAUCCCGAUGGAGUUUGAUCCGAGAUAUGCUCCGGUUCCUCAACGCCAUCGAUCCAAACGACCUUAGAUGUGACCAAUCAACAUCGUCCAAAUCCACAGACAAGACUACAGAAUCACGCAGUGACACUCAGUCCUCGAAAAUCAACAAACAGUUGACUUCGAUGGAAGCCACAGUGGAAAUGCGGAAUAGUAUCUCUGUUCAAUCACGUCGUUCAAGCACAUUCAAAUCCUCUAGUACACUUCCCACUGUAGACAAUAGCGGUCCGAUUGCAGAACCCAUCACGCAUCGUUCACGCCUUCCCUCCAAAUCCGAUGGAGACGGCAUUCCGAACCCUGCUGCUGGUGGUGGUCAAUCCCUACCGGAUCUGAUCAAGCAAGUUUUCAAACGAACCGCGACCGAUUGGUGUGAUGCAGUACGGCAGCAGCUGAUCUACCUUCUCAAUCAGCUCCUCCAAGCAGGAAGUUUCGAAUGGGCUUCUCUGGUUGCUCUAAUGAUACUGGAUCGUACCGGACUGUUUCACGCCAUAACCCUGGCAGUGGAUGCUGCCACGCAAUGCACUCUGCAGCGCCUUCGUCAACAACCCUCAUCCGGUCUUUCCAACACGACAGUUCCCGCGGAUUCCGGUCCCGGACCUCGUCCAUCGGUCAGUCGAGCCGCGAAUUUGUGGCGUCGUGUCACUGGUCAUCAUCAGCAGCAGCAGCCUACAACGCAAUCGGGAACCGAUGCGGACGAUCCCGAGCACAAUUCAUCCCAAUCCAGUCCGAUAUUCGGAGAUCCUCUGAGUCGCGUGUUUGCCGGAUUACAUCAGUUGAACUCGUGGUCCGUGACCAAUUGUCCCACUUAUCAUCGGUUUAUAGGAUUGCUUCAGCCGGAAUUAGAUCAACUGAUCGAACAGGCUACCUCAUUCUUUGGUCAGUGCGUUUUUGCCAGUCAGCUUCAAUCGACCAGUGCACCUCUGUCCUCACCGACCUCGGUUGCGUAUGUGCAGCUGGAUUCGACCACACCGGAACUGACCAUUCACGCGUCCAACAUGCCGAACGGGUUCGUGGACGAACCGGUAGCUCGGAUAGAACAAGUACAACUGGUCUCCUGUACAAAAAAUACUCCAUCGGAUUUUGAUGGUUCCGAAAAGUCAAGAUCUGAAAGUCAAAUAUACCAAUAUGAGAUCCCGUUUACUGGGGUUGAAAGCGUGGAAUCGGUCCAAUCAUCGCAUCGUCCCUCGAAGAUGGGUGUUGUCGUUCACUCGCUGGACUCUUCCAAUUCCUUGUUAAGCGUUGGACUUCUCACCCUUUCGCCACCGGACAGCCCUGGUUUGUGCGAUACCAGACGCACAGCAUCCGAGGAUUGGACCGAGAGUGCCAAAGCUUUAAAUCAUCAAAAUAGAAAUUUCACCAACUCGAUGCAUACGAUGAGUGUCAAUCCGGACGUGAUCUAUGCCGACGACCAUCUGAUUGAUGGAACGUCGGAAGUGCACUUGCAACACACCCCCGCAUCCGGUUAUAGCUGCAUCUUAUCUUGA
Molecule: messenger RNA, 2118 nt
Organism: Echinostoma caproni
Lineage: Eukaryota; Metazoa; Platyhelminthes; Trematoda; Plagiorchiida; Echinostomatidae
Source: the annotation of a GenBank genome assembly